UCUCUGCAACACACUCUUAAUUUCAAAUCCCUAACAGAAAUCAUAUCCAAACCAUGGCCGGCGGAGCCUUUCAAAUUACCGGCGGCGCCGGCGGACAGUACACCGGAAAAAUCACAUGGUUCGUCGUAGUGUCUUGCGUCAUGGCCGCCAUGGGUGGCGUCAUCUUCGGGUACGACAUCGGAGUCUCCGGGGGGGUGACGUCGAUGGCGGCGUUUUUAAAGAAGUUCUUCCCGAAGGUUUACCGGAGGAUGGAGGAGGAAACGGCCGUUAGUAAUUAUUGCAAAUUUGACAGCCACCUGCUAACGUUGUUCACGUCGUCAUUAUACUUGGCGGGUCUUAUUGCCUCGUUUUUUGCAUCCUCCGUUACCACCGCUUACGGCCGCAAACCCUCCAUCCUCUUCGGCGGCGCCGCCUUCCUCGCCGGCGCCGCCCUCAACGGCGGCGCCGUCUCCAUCUACAUGCUCAUAUUCGGGAGAGUCCUGCUCGGCGUCGGCGUCGGCUUUGCCAAUCAGGCAGUGCCGUUGUACCUAUCGGAAAUGGCGCCGCCGAAAUUCCGAGGCUUCUUCAACAACGGCUUCCAAUUCAGCGUCGGAAUCGGCGCCUUAGCCGCCAACCUAAUCAACUACGGAACUCAGAAAAUCUCCGGCGGCUGGGGAUGGCGCCUCUCCCUUGCCCUCGCCGCCGUGCCGGCGGCGGCUCUAACCCUCGGCGCCAUCUUCCUCCCGGACACUCCCAACAGCAUCAUCCAGCGCGCCGACGACGGCCACGCCGCCGCCAAAAAGAUGCUUCAGCGCAUCCGCGGCACCGCCGACGUUGACGCCGAGCUGGAAGACCUAAUCCGCGCCGCCGAGACAUCCAAAGCUGCCGCCGCCGCCAACCCCUACCGGAAAAUCCUCCGCCGCCGCUACCGCCCCCAGCUAGUAAUGGCUGUCGCCAUCCCCUUCUUCCAGCAGGUCACCGGAAUCAACGUCAUCGCGUUCUACGCGCCGAUCCUCUUCCGCACGGUCGGCUUCGGCGAGAGCGCCGCCCUCCUCUCGAACGUGAUGACCGGCGCCGUCGGGAUCAUCACGACCUUCAUCUCGAUGCUAAUCGUCGACAGGGCCGGGCGGCGCGUGCUUCUAAUUUCCGGCGGCGGCGCGAUGCUGGUAUCCCAAAUUCUCGUCGGAACCCUAAUGGCGGCGAAGUUGGGGGACCACGGCGGGCUGAGCAAGGGGUACGCCGACGGCGUGCUGGUGCUGAUCGGCGUCUACGUGGCGGGGUUCGGCGUGUCGUGGGGCCCGCUGGGGUGGCUGAUUCCGAGCGAGAUAUUUCCGAUGGAGAUCCGGUCGGCAGGGCAGAGCACGGCGGUGGCGGUGAACUUUCUGCUGACGUUUGUGGUGGGGCAGAUGUUUCUGGCGAUGCUCUGCGGGAUGAAGGCCGGGCUGUUCUUCUUCUUCGGGGGGUGGGUGGCGGUGAUGACGGUGUUUGUGUAUUUGCUGCUGCCGGAGACGAAGAACGUGCCGAUGGAGCAGGUGGAGGGGAUAUGGCGGCGCCACUGGUUUUGGAAGAAGGUCGUCGGAGAAGAUGCGGAGGAAGAAGAAGAAGGGAGAAAGGUGGUCGGGGAUAGUAGCUUGUGACUAUUGUGUCCAUUUUGCUAUGACAUUAAAAAUAAUUAAAAAUGCAUUAGUAAAAAUAAUUAUUUUAUAAUAAAAAUAA
Andrographis paniculata is the source of this 1695-nucleotide messenger RNA. Its product is annotated as hexose carrier protein HEX6-like. Gene Ontology annotation, biological process: monosaccharide transmembrane transport. Bases 54 to 1616 code for a protein of 520 amino acids. The record is from RefSeq and is a predicted model, not a curated record. NCBI's taxonomy places the organism in Eukaryota, Viridiplantae, Streptophyta, Magnoliopsida, Lamiales, Acanthaceae. The transcript is spliced from 4 exons. Gene Ontology annotation, molecular function: monosaccharide transmembrane transporter activity. Gene Ontology annotation, cellular component: membrane.